Messenger RNA from Octopus sinensis (East Asian common octopus), 1895 nucleotides. RefSeq names its product serine/threonine-protein kinase mos-like. Gene Ontology annotation, molecular function: protein kinase activity; ATP binding. Bases 732 to 1808 code for a protein of 358 amino acids. The record is from RefSeq and is a predicted model, not a curated record. Lineage: Eukaryota; Metazoa; Mollusca; Cephalopoda; Octopoda; Octopodidae. The transcript has a single exon. Gene Ontology annotation, biological process: protein phosphorylation.
GGCAAGGAGGGAGGAUUAUUGUCAGUUGAAUCAACUUCACUACUAAACAAUCACCUAUUUUGUUCCGACAGUUCUUCAACUCAGAACAGAGAGUUGGACAUUUCAUUAUUUGUGUCCGUCCAUUUCACGCUUUAUAAUAUUUGACAUGAAGAAUUAGAAACGGCAGAAGACGAUAUUUCGCGUUGUCAUUCAGUGGAGGUUUCAUUGUUCCUUCUUUCCAUCGUCUAUAAAAUGUUUCAAUUUAACCGUCUAUGUAUCUCCACCUCGACAGAAUGCGUCUCUGUGCUUAAAGGAAUCAGGAUGGACACCUUUUAUAUUGGCUUCUUUCACUGGAAGCUCUGUCCGUGAGUCUUUCCUCAACAGAUCAAUAGAUCUCCGUUUGUUCUUGAAAGUAUGACAGCCAAUUGGUCUGGUGAAAUGGUUUAGUAGUUUUAUACAUUUUAGUGAAGUUUUCGAAUCUCCGCCGUCUACCAAUAUAUGCCAUUAUCUACCAAAAAUGUGUCUGGCUCAAAAGGUUUAUAAUUGUGAACGAAGUUUCGUAAUCAAAAGAAAUGGAUAAAAGUCAGUUAUCAUCGACAGUUCAUUUGUCAUUUGUCCUGUUUGUAUGAAAAAGUUAAUGGUUCGGGACAUCUAUUUACAAAAUCUAAAAGGAAUUUCAGAAAUAUUUUUCUUUCUUUAAAAAAUGCCCCUCGGACCUAUGUGUUACAUAAACAAUAAUGCUGCUUUCUUGAAUGCUUUUCAACAUGACCCAUCACAACGAUAAAUACCAAAAGACUUUCUUCUCUGAUUUUACGAAACAAAUGACCGACAAUUUAUGUUCUAAGGGUGUUAUUACACCGCAUUCUUUAUGUAGACACAUAAACUGUCAUAAAAUUCUUCCAUUUAAUAACAAUGUUGACGGGCCACUAAGAAAAGAUCUCCAUAUAAUUAAGAAACUCGGGAGUGGAGGAUUUGGUACCGUUUAUUUAGUUUGUUGGAAAUCGAAAAAAUUUGCCUUAAAAAUUUUGCAUCGCAAACCUGAAAAUUUGGUGCUAAAAUGUUUAAAAGCUGAACAGCGGUUGCUUCAUUUUGAACACCCCAACAUAGUAAGGACCCUAAUGGUCCAUUCCUUUUGGACUGGUUAUGAAAAUGGGUUGAUUCUUAUGGAAUAUGUUGGCGAGAGGAAUUUACAGUGUCUCAUCGAUGACUCUAAAGAAGUUCUCUGUUAUAAUCGUCGUGUGAAAUUUGGUUUACAAGUUUCAAAAGCCAUCGAAUUCAUCCAUUCAAAGCAUGUUGUCCACUUGGAUUUGAAACCCACGAAUAUUAUCAUCACGGACAAUGAUGUUUGUAAAAUUUGUGAUUUUGGUUGCUGUCAGUGUGUAAAAUGGCCAGUUGUGGAAACGACUUCAUUGUCUGGCACGGCAGCAUACAUCGCCCCAGAACUUUUAAAAGGAAUGCAACCGACCAAAAAAUGUGAUGUUUAUUCCUUAGGAAUUAUAUUAUGGCAAAUGUUAUCAGGAAAAGUGCCCUUUGAGUAUGAGAAUCCGCACGUAAUUAUCUACAAAGUGGUGACUGACAAUCUACGCCCACAGGAAAUCGAUUCUCUAAAGACUACGAAAGAUUUGGCAUAUGUGACCCUCUACAAACAGUGCUGGGAUAGAGAACCGCAGGACAGACCAACCUUUGAAGGAUUAGUCGAAACAUUUAAUACUUGGGUUAACAAGACGUUUUUAAAUUAUAAAAUAUUUCAUACUAAUUCAUUAGGUUUCAAUCUUUCUCCCUCCAAUACAGAGACACACGAAAUAAGCAAAUACAAGGCGAAAUCUUAGAUUAAAACCUUCAAAAACAAUUUCAAUGUGCUCUGAAAUUAACUGAUUUUAGAACUUGUAUUUAGUCCAGUUAUUUUGUUAUGUCCU